CUUCCUUCGAACUUUUCCACGACAACCUUCGACAAUCGACCUUGCCGGAUCUUCAAAAUGGCCCCUACCCCUACGUAUGCUAUCCCUUGAAUCCUUUCUGACUGAUGCAAUCCCUCGAGAUUGUGAGGUUUCAGUAUAGUCGUCCUCUCGCUGGAAAUGCUACGGUCAUCUAUCGCCGUCGAUGAUGGCUGUUGAGCACCAGCUCGAUCCUUCCGACGCCCUCUUCCUGUUCGCAUGGCCUUGGAGAUAUGCAUUUGUGUUUCGAAGAGAUCCAGCGGACAGAAGGAGGACCACGGAGUCUUGAGGUUGAAAGCGUUUGCGCGCCUUCUCCUCCAAAAGCAUUGUUGUCAGCUGUCGUCUCCGGUGCUCUUGAUGCGGUAAAAGCAGUCAUUGCCCAUAUGGAACGAAGAGCGUCAACAGAUAUUUUUCCUGAACUUCGGUUUAGGGUAUUGUCGGAUGAGGGCGGACAUGGCAAGAAAAGUUUUUCCUGGGUAGUCGGAAUUUUCGCGAACGUUGUGCUGGAACAUGCCAACUAGUACCGAGAAGACCAUGAAGCCCUGUUCUUGCCAUGGCCCUCACUGAUUAAAGUCAUUCGUCGAGUUUUUGUUUUCUAUUUGCCUUCCAGUUGAGAAUGUGGCGCUCUAUGCUGCAGUUCUUUACACUCGACGGAUUGUUUCAUGUCAUGCAUGAUCCCAUGGACGCACUAUACUAACCCCAACACCAGCUCCGUCCCCACCCAGGACCAGGUCCUCGUCCCCGAGACCCUCCUGAAGAAGCGCAAGAGCCAGGAGGCUGCCCGCGCCGAGCGCCGUGCUGAGAUCGACGCCAAGAAGAAGGCCAACAAGGAGAAGCGUGGCGUUAUCUUCAAGCGCGCUGAGUCCUACGUCAAGGAGUACCGCGAUGCUGAGCGUGAGAAGAUCCGCCUGGCCCGCGCUGCCCGCCAGGAGGGUAGCUUCUACGUCGAUGAUGAGCCCAAGUUGGUCUUCGUUGUCCGUAUCAAGGGUAUCAACAAGAUUGCCCCCAAGCCCCGCAAGAUCCUGCAGCUCCUCCGUCUGCUCCAGAUCAACAGCGGUACCUUCAUCCGCCUGACCAAGGCUACCCAGGAGAUGCUGACCAUCGUCAACCCCUACAUCGCCUACGGUUACCCCAACCUGAAGUCCGUCCGUGAGCUCCUGUACAAGCGCGGUUACGGCAAGAUCGACAAGCAGCGUGUUGCCCUCACCGACAACCAGAUCAUCGAGGAGAACCUCGGCAAGUUCGGCAUUGUCUGCAUGGAGGAUCUCAUCCACGAGAUCUACACCGUCGGCCCCAACUUCAAGCAGGCCAACAACUUCCUGUGGCCCUUCAAGCUGUCCAACCCCAACGGCGGCUUCCGCACCCGCAAGUUCAAGCACUACAUCGAGGGUGGUGACACCGGUAACCGUGAGGAGAACAUCAACGCUCUCAUCCGCCAGAUGAACUAGAGUGUUUCUCUCUCAAACGGGGGUUCCUAGUUGAGGUGCAUCAUGUAACAAUGGAGUAACUCGACUAUCAAAAAAUUAUUUUAACGUUUUCUUUACGGGUUGUUUGUUUUGCACACGGGCUGUGUUUAUCAUCUGUCAAUUAGCGAUAUUUAUGGUCUGGGAUUUCCGGUAAUUCAAUGCUUCAGACAACCCGCAA
Penicillium subrubescens is the source of this 1659-nucleotide messenger RNA. RefSeq names its product 60S ribosomal protein uL30. The record is from RefSeq and is a predicted model, not a curated record. Gene Ontology annotation, molecular function: RNA binding; structural constituent of ribosome. Gene Ontology annotation, cellular component: cytosolic large ribosomal subunit. Gene Ontology annotation, biological process: maturation of LSU-rRNA from tricistronic rRNA transcript (SSU-rRNA, 5.8S rRNA, LSU-rRNA). The coding region runs from base 678 to 1463 and encodes 261 amino acids. Lineage: Eukaryota; Fungi; Ascomycota; Eurotiomycetes; Eurotiales; Aspergillaceae. The transcript has 3 exons.